Molecule: messenger RNA, 1556 nt
Organism: Drosophila takahashii
Lineage: Eukaryota; Metazoa; Arthropoda; Insecta; Diptera; Drosophilidae
Product: outer dynein arm-docking complex subunit 4
Cellular component (GO): cytoplasm
Molecular function (GO): protein binding
Source: RefSeq, a predicted model, not a curated record
AUCAUGUUUACAAGAAAAAGUGAUAGAAAAAGGAUCAUGCCAGCUUCACCUUGGAAUGGGGCAGCCUCAAGGUCGCGACCCACAUGGAGGCCAUUGUUCUUGGCAUUCACACCGCCCAAAAAAACACGACACCUGAUAUCCAACACCUGGCGCCUGGCACGCAUGGUUGCUUUGUUAUCGAUUGCUAACCCAUUUGGAGGCGCCAGUUUCCUGGCAACAGCCCAUCCAUUGAACCAAUCAAUCGGCUAGUUAUUUGGUCAGUAGUUGUACCUUUGCUCCUUGUUCCUUCACCAGCGAUUGCGUAAGAAUACCACAAGAGUAUGUCGAACGUGCUGAACACCAUCCUAGCGGUGGACAAGGAGCAGGAGCUGCUGCAGAGCUUCAUCCGCACAGGAGCAGCGGCGGAGGAGGAGUCCCAGGACGAGGCCAAUCGACGCUCCAAGGGUCGUUCCCACAAACCGCCCAUCUGGGAGAGACGCGAGUCGACGGAGGGUCGUGGUGGACGAGGCGGCGGACGAGAUGGCAAGCAGGCGGAUGACGGAGGAGCCGGCGGAGGAGCAGGUGGCGACGGUGCCGGUGGCAAGCGAGGCAAUCGCAUCGAAGCCGAACUGAAGGCCGCCCGCAAGAAGAUCGAGGAGCAGAUCGCCAAGAAGAAGAAGCCCAAGGAGAACUUUGUGGACUUCUACACGGACAAGGAUCGAGCGGCUGCUGUGAGCGCCGGGGCAUUCGACAUCAAACAGAGUCUGCAGAUCAAGCAGAAACAGGAUCGGAAUGAGGCUUUGCUCAUUCCCGACGAAGCGGACAUCAGCUCGGUCAUCGCCCUGGGCCUCAAGGAGAUCAAAAACGCCAAUCCCGAAAACGCCAUCCACUUUUUCUGCAAGGCCCUAGAGCUAAAUAGCACCGACAUCAACGCCUUGAUUUCGCGCAGCAAAUGCUACUUGCUGCUCGGCGAGGCUUCCAAGGCUCUGCAGGAUGCGGAAACGGCUUUGGGGGAGGACAAGAACAACAUUCGGGCCAUCUACCAGAAGGCCGAGUCGCUGUACUACCUGGGUCAGUUCGAGCAGAGCCUGAUGUUCUUCCACCGCGGAUUGCGGGCCCGUCCAGAGCUAGCCUUAUUUCGGUUGGGAGUUCAAAAGACGCAAGAGGCCAUCGAGAACACGAUCGGCACUAAGCCGGGACCGGUGCCAGGAGCACCUUCUGCAUCCGUUCCCAAGAGUGGAAAGUCCCGGAAAUCGGGAGAAGAUACGCCCAAGUCUCAGGGAGCAACAGGAACCAGUGCCAGGGUUCGCCAGAAGCCCAGUCGAGCGGAUCUGGAGCGUCGCAAUGCCCGCAAGCUGCUGGGCGAACUGUGCGUGGACAAGGAGUAUCUGGAGAAGCUGCUGCUCCAUCCCGACUUGGUGCGUGCCGACACCCACACGGAGAGCAUAUCGGCCUACGCACGGGAGGCGGUGGAGUUCCUCAACAAGCGGCAGGAGUUCUGGCGCCAACAGCGUCCUUGCACGGCGCUGCCCAACCACAAGAAUCUGCCGCACGACGCCCUGCCCAAGUGGUUCUAG